ACUUUUGUUUUAUGGUAGAUUCUUGUUGUCUUUGGCCAACCAAAGAACGGAAAUAUCUUCUCAACACAUACUUCUCUUCCGCUGGUUUCUUUGCUCAGCUUCUCUCAGAUCCUUUCCGUCCUCCUGGAAAUCGCAGCCCCUGUUCCAUCAAAUUUGAAUCGAGUUUCCAUUCUCUCCACCAAGAACCUAUCUUUCACCACCUUUAUGCUGGUCGAACCACAAAAAUCCCAUCUUGUUGAUUCUUCCUACGUUGAUUUCUUAGUUACUCAUCAGAUGCGGAGGAAAUGGAUGCUAGAGGGUGAUGGUGAACAGCGGAUGGUUAUAGAAGACUACAACUUUAGGGGUUCAAGAGCGCGCUCUGAUUUCAGCUUAUAAGACGGAGAGGAUUUGGCAUACUUCGAUGGUUUAUCCUGGCUAAUGUCCUCUCUGCUGCAACUUGCAAUCGGUGGUUUCUUACUGGAAAUUGUAGCAUAACAGCUUAAAGCAUAGAUAAUCAUCUGAGUUGUUUUAAUUGCUUGUUUGGGUUUAAUGGGUCGAGGCAGAGGAAAGGGGAAGAAAUUGGCAGUGGCCACUGGUAACGAGGACCCAGGGAGUGGUGAUCAAGAGGUGCUCCCUGUAUAUAAGAGAAGAGGAAGGCCUCAGAAGCCGUUGAAGGAUGACAUUGAUGUAGAUGACACUGAAACGGUAGAAGGGAAAGAUGAUAUGAAGCUUACUGCACCAAACAAAGAGCUUAAGGGUUCAACAGUGGUGGUUGGGAAGAAACGAAAGAGAUAUUCAAAAGCAAAAGAGAACUCUGAUGCGAUCAUAGAGGAAAAUGGUGUUGGAUCAAAAUCCAGAAACGAGGAUUUAACAAGGUCCAAUGGUUUUCGGCAUAGUGGGAGCCGGCGGAAGAGCAAGCCUCAUCGGGCUGCUGAAGCUGGAGUUGAGUGCAAUGAAAUUUGCAUUAAAGAUGGAUUCCCUGUGUGCUCUUUGGACAUUUCCUACUUGUGUCUGUUUGUACACUGCGCUGACAUAUGAAGCUCCUGUUUGGUUCAUCAAGACCGACUUCCAGAACAUAUCUUAAGUCGAUCCUAGGUGAUUUUACAGAGGGUGUUUGAUAACCCCAUGUUGUAGCCCCAGCUUCUGGCAUGGAAGUUUGAUUUGUUGCAAAGAUGGAAACACGAGAGAAGUUACCCUGGGACGGGUAAUUUAGGUAGAUCAUCUUCUGUUGAUCAAGCAGAGAACAUAUCCAGGCUACGAUGCCUUUUGGAUUCUUUGCACCUUUCUUGAAGCUGGAGUAGUUUGUUCCUUGGUGAAUUGUUAUCUUUGGUACGAGGAUCCAUCUGACUUCCUGUGCCGUGCCACAAGGGUCAAGCACGGCAGGAUGCCAGUAGGCAAAUGCACAGCAAUCCAAGGCUCCGGAGAUUUCAACCCUGGAUGUGCGUCAUCACAACUAUUGCUCCAUGAUCGGAUGAGACCAUCGUUAACUUCAUCCUGCUCCAGUUUUUGUGUUCGUCGAUAGCAUGGUUAUUGAGAAUUUGCAGCUGUAGAGAUGUGAAAGAGAGACAGGACACCAUGCGACGCAGGGGCGUUGUUGGUCCACAACUGCAAUCUACCCAGAAAGAUGUGCAAAGUGCUACUAUAAUGUGGUCUGCCGUCCUCCUCUGUUCCACACUGACCUCAUUACAUCAGUCCAUGAAAUCUAUCUAGGAGAUUUAUACCAUUAGGAGACUUGCGGAUGGAUCCAUUGCAAAUGGAGCGCACUAGUAGAAGAAACCUCAACUCCAGCACAUUCGACCUAACUCGGUAGUGGAUUGCUGAACCGGUGCACAUCACAUGUACUCUUUGAAUUUUGACAGCCUUUCUUUCUGCUCACAAGUUCAGCCAGACAAGGGCCAUUAAAGUUUCUUGCUAGAGAGAGAAAUGUGUCAUCAUUGUUCGUUGAUGUACUAGUGUUUUUGAGACCACUUACAUGCACAUGGUUUGCAUUUAAUUCUCUGUUGCGUGGUUUCAAACAACAACACUCAAAAGUUAGGGGCAGGAGGAGGAUUUAGGUAGACCAACUCUCUACUGUACUUGGAACAUAAUAACUAGAUAUCUUGAGCUAUGUCUCAUCGUGUCAUAAAUUUGGUCCCUUGUGGUAGAAGAGAUGAGAAGAGUCAAGUGCUGGAGUUGGGAUUACCUUGCGCAGGUUUCUUCUGAUGCAUCCUACACUUCCUCUCCUUUUGACAGAUGCAAGAGGCAACACAAAUUAUAUCACACGGACGAUCUUGAUCACAAG
Molecule: messenger RNA, 2260 nt
Organism: Musa acuminata AAA Group (dessert banana)
Lineage: Eukaryota; Viridiplantae; Streptophyta; Magnoliopsida; Zingiberales; Musaceae
Exons: 6
Coding region: 529-1017 (162 amino acids)
Source: RefSeq, a predicted model, not a curated record